AAACCUCAUACAUUGAGGGAGAAAGGCAGCGGGAGACGGCCGCCGAGAUUCCCCCAUCUCUUUGAAUAUAAUUUUAGAUUGAGAGUCAGAUUAAAUCCGAGGGGAAAACACUUUAUGAGGCUGAAAGCUGCGUCGUUGCCAGAGCCAGGGUUAUGAGCUAUCAAAUGCAAUUACAUUAAGACAGAUUAUACUGGGCAAAUUGAGCCAUUUAGAAGGUGAGAAUCAAAGAAACGGCUCUGAUCCUCUCUUCCCCCUUCUCUCUCCCUCUCCUUCUCUCUCUCUAAAUUGCAGUUCAUAGUUCCUUGCAAUUCUGAGGCACAAAAGUAGGUGAGACUGCUUUUGUAUCUGCGAAGUGCUUCACUCCUGAAUGUAAUUCUAGCUGAGUGCAAUCUAGGUUAAGAGCCGGGCAAGCGGGUAAUUAGAGCCCGCUCGCUGCCCGAGGACCGGCCGCCCCGCCGAAGCGCGCCCGGAGCCGGCGCCCUUCUCCCGGCCGAGCCGAGCUGCGGCUGGACACGGAGCGCCCGAGAUGAUGGUGCUGGACAAGGAGGACGGUAUGCCGAUGCUCUCCGUCCAGCCCAAAGGGAAGCAGAAGGGCUGCGCGGGCUGCAACCGCAAGAUCAAGGACCGCUACCUGCUGAAGGCGCUGGACAAGUACUGGCACGAGGACUGCCUCAAGUGCGCCUGCUGUGACUGCCGCCUGGGCGAGGUGGGCUCCACGCUGUACACCAAGGCCAACCUCAUCCUGUGCCGGCGCGACUACCUGAGGCUCUUCGGCACCACAGGAAACUGCGCUGCCUGCAGCAAGCUGAUUCCAGCCUUCGAGAUGGUGAUGCGGGCCCGGGACAACGUGUAUCACCUCGACUGCUUCGCCUGCCAGCUCUGCAACCAGAGGUUUUGUGUGGGAGACAGAUUCUUCCUGAAGAACAACAUGAUCUUGUGUCAGAUGGACUAUGAGGAGGGGCACCUCAAUGGCACCUUUGAGCCCCAGGCUCAGUGACGCCCGGCGCCUGGCCGCCCGGCCCACCCGUCCGCCAGCCCACCCGCCCAGCCGCCCGGCCGGCCAGCCGCUCUCCUGCUGAUUACAGCUCCUCUGUCCUCGAUGGGAGGAAGAGCCCUUCCUCCAGUGCCGCCCGUCUGUGUGUGACCCCUCCUGGGGCCAGGCUGGGCCUGUACAGUCUGUCUUCUGUAUAUAAAUGGGAACAUUUAUUUUAUGAGAAAUGUAAUGCGAUUUUAUUACUGGCGUGGAUUAAACUUAUGAAUGUUUCCGGGGAGGUUA
This is a messenger RNA of Lipotes vexillifer (Yangtze River dolphin), 1276 nucleotides long. It is a transcript of the gene LMO1, whose product is annotated as LIM domain only 1. Gene Ontology annotation, biological process: positive regulation of transcription by RNA polymerase II. Gene Ontology annotation, molecular function: transcription coactivator activity; DNA-binding transcription factor binding. The record is from RefSeq and is a predicted model, not a curated record. Bases 527 to 997 code for a protein of 156 amino acids. NCBI's taxonomy places the organism in Eukaryota, Metazoa, Chordata, Mammalia, Artiodactyla, Lipotidae. Gene Ontology annotation, cellular component: nucleus. The transcript is spliced from 4 exons.